AUGAGCAUGUCUCUCCCACCCGUAGAGCGUGCAUACGUUAGAGAGGACUGCGUUCGUGAAUGGAAGAAUGGAACCUCUAAUUUCAAGCUCGCAGACCCCGUUCCCAUGCUUCGAUUCCUCUACGAGCUCUGCUCCACCAUGGUUUCUGGGGAAUUGCCAUUGCAGAAGUGUAAAGCAGCGUUGGAUUCAGUUGAGUUCUCCGAUAAGGUUUCGGACGAAGAGUUGGCUUCCAGUUUUGCGGAUAUUGUCACCCAAUUGUCUCAAGAUAUUAGAAUGCCUGGAGAGCAUCGUGCUCGUCUUAUAAAAUUGGCUAAAUGGUUGGUGGAAUCUUCCUUAGUUCCAUUGAGACUUUUCCAGGAACGCUGUGAGGAAGAAUUUUUGUGGGAGGCUGAAAUGAUCAAGAUAAAGGCUCAGGAAUUGAAGAGUAAAGAGGUCAGAGUAAACACCCGUCUUCUAUAUCAGCAAACAAAGUUUAACCUUCUACGAGAAGAGAGCGAGGGCUAUGCCAAGCUAGUUGGAGGUUUAGCAUCACCUUCGAAUUUAUAG
Messenger RNA from Prunus armeniaca (apricot), 546 nucleotides. The record is from the annotation of a GenBank genome assembly. NCBI's taxonomy places the organism in Eukaryota, Viridiplantae, Streptophyta, Magnoliopsida, Rosales, Rosaceae.